This is a messenger RNA of Dunckerocampus dactyliophorus (ringed pipefish), 7884 nucleotides long. RefSeq names its product leucine-rich repeats and calponin homology (CH) domain containing 2 (gene lrch2). Lineage: Eukaryota; Metazoa; Chordata; Actinopteri; Syngnathiformes; Syngnathidae. The record is from RefSeq and is a predicted model, not a curated record. The transcript is spliced from 20 exons. Gene Ontology annotation, molecular function: protein binding. The coding region runs from base 382 to 2724 and encodes 780 amino acids.
CAUUUAGUUUUAUUUUUACAAUAGUAAUCUGAAUUUGGUACCUUGUUUUGAUGUACUGUAUUGUCAGUCUCCAGGAUUUGGGGCACCAUAAAUAAGACUUCUUAAAGGGCCCCUGCUGUCUGUUAGGAAUCGACUAUUAAUCAUUAGAGCUGAGGGGGGGUUAAUGCCUAAAAUGGCCACCAAGCCCACCACCAUCCUCACCCCUUCAGUAUCGCCAUCAGCACCUCCACCUCGGAGGCCCACCCCCUCGCGUCUGCCCUGUGACUGCAAACCUCCUGUGCGCGCAUGGGCGGAGGAUAUUGCCGCUGUUCGCUGCGGCUGCCGUUACUACUCUGGCUCUAAAUUCCUCUUUUUUGUUGUUUUUUGUGUUUUUAAACGAAAAUGGCGUCCAGUCAAGGAGGUGUGGGAGCUGUCACGGCUCUCCAAAACCAUCAUUGCUCACCUCACUGGAGCCCGGGGAACAGCCAGUACCACCACCAGCAGCAGCAGCAGCACCAGUACCAGCAACACCAACAGCAGCAGCAGCAGCACCACACGGCCCGCAGCCUGGAAAGGGCUCUGGAGGAUGCCGUGUGCUCGGGGAUUCUCAACCUGAGCGGGAGGAAGCUGAGGGAGUACCCGGGGGUGAGCUACGACCUCACGGAUACAACACAAGCAGAUCUGUCCAAGAAUCGUCUUUCGGAAGUCCCUCCAGAAGUGUGUCUCUUUGCCCCGCUCGAAUCCCUCAAUCUCUAUCACAAUUGUAUCAAAUGCAUCCCGGAAGCUGUCAUCAACCUGCAGAUGCUGACUUACCUUGACAUCAGCCGGAAUCUCAUUUCCAUUUUGCCCAAGCACCUGUUCAACCUCCCCCUCAAAGUUCUACUGGUGAGCAACAAUAAGCUCGUGUCCAUCCCGGAAGAGAUCGGCAAAGCCAAAGAACUGAUGGAACUAGAUGUGAGCUGCAAUGAGAUCCAGGUGCUGCCUGCUCAGGUGGGGCGUCUCCAAGCCUUACGAGAACUGAACAUUAGGAAAAAUUGCCUGCAGAUGCUACCUGAAGAGCUGGCUGACCUGCCUCUCAUUCGACUUGACUUCUCCUGCAAUAAGAUCACAGAGAUUCCAGCAGCCUACAGGAAACUCAGGCAACUGCAGCACAUCAUUCUAGACAACAAUCCUAUGCAGUCUCCUCCAGCACAGAUUUGUCUCAAGGGAAAAGUACACAUUUUUAAGUACCUGAACAUCCAAGCGUGCAGGUUGGAUAAGAAGCCAGACACCCUGGACCUCCCCUCACUUGGCAAACGUUGCCUUCCACAGCCACUCACAGACAGCAUGGAAGACUUUUAUCCAAGUAAAAACCAUGGGCCCGACUCUGGAAUUGGGAGUGACAAUGGUGACAAGAGGCUGUCUACAACAGAGCCUUCAGACGACGACACCGUCAGCCUCCAUUCUCAGGUGUCUGAGACAGCUCGUGCCGACGCCCUUUCACUCCUUUCCAAAAUGGACUCUUGCAAAGAUCAGGAUCUGUAUGACUUUAUAGAACCCAACCCGGAUGAGGAUCCUGCUCUGUCAGAGUGUGAUGGACAGCAGAGCUGCCAUGUGUCGUGUAUUAAGGAACUGGAAAAAGUUCUUAACUUAUCUCACCAAAGCAAAGACAAAGAGAGCUGGAAAGAGGAGUCAGGCUCCGACAAGGAGCAGCUCCUUGAGGAGGAGGAUGACGAGCUGAAGGAGGUGCUGGAUCUGAGGAAGAUCGCCGUUCAGCUUUUGCAGCAGGAGCAGCAGAACAGACGGCGGUCAUUAAUAUGCAGAGCUGAAAGUCUCAUUCAUCGUCGCAGAGUGACAGGUCGAGCUCACAGAUUCCUAAGUCACUCUGGGAGCUCCGGCAGCAAAGCCAGACCUUCUCCUCAGCCUCGUAGUGCUUCCUUGGAUGAGGGAAGCAGUGGUGCAUCAGUGCUCAGUGGACAGCCUUCGUCGUCCUGCUCCUUCGAUGGCAGCCUGAAGUCAGAUCAGUUAGAUUCAGAGUCCAAAUGGCCAGAGGUCCCGCCUGUUCUCAAUCAAAAUGAAGAUCGUAAGAGGAACAAAUACCUGAGAAAAGAUUAUCUCAAGUACAAAUGCCAGAGUGCUCGGAAAAGCUGCAGCGGGAAUGACGACUGUGAGGAGAGCUUGCGUAACUCUGAUUUUAGCACCACUCUGACUGUGUUUGGACUCAAGCCGAGAUCAGCCUUCACCCGAGGAAGUCAUCAAGAGUUCAGCUCAACGGAGCCCAGCUUCACCAUGAGAAGAAAAAUGGAGCAUUUAAGGGAGGAAAUUGAGCAGAUAGGACUCUUACGACAGAACAUUGAGUCCAGACUGAAGGUGUUGCUUCCCGACGAUGUGGGAGCAGCCCUGAUGGAUGGAGUGGUCCUUUGUCAUUUAGCCAAUCACAUUUGUCCUCGCUCUGUGUCCAGCAUCCACGUACCAUCACCUGCAGUGGUAAGAAGCUUUAUUAUCGCCUUAAUAAUAAUGCUCAUUGCAUUUUGGGGUGAUCCUGUUUCUGUUUCCUCCACCAACCAGCCAAAGCUCAGCAUGGCUAAAUGCCGUAGGAAUGUGGAGAACUUCUUGGAUGCCUGUAAAAAAAUGGGAGUCCCACAGGACAAGCUGUGUCUUCCCCAUCACAUCCUGGAAGAGCGCGGCCUGGUGAAGGUGGGCGAGACCGUGCAGGCUCUGCUGGAUCUUCCCGCCAUGAAGCCCACGCAACUGUCAGCUGCUUAACCCAUCUGAACCCACACCUUCACCCUCGUCAGGGACCAGAGAACCCCUCUCCCCACCCACCUCGGAGGGCGAGGACUCUGUGGCUUGUGGGUCUUUUGGCGUCUGCUUGUGCCUGACUGAAACAGUGCAGGAGAAGGUGAAAGUCUCUGUGUAUGAUGUCAGACGCGUCCUGUCCAUCACAAUUUUAGACUUUUCCCUACUUUGUGGGGCCAUUAUGUGCUGAAUAUGAGAGGAUGUCUCCCACUGGGACUGUUUGGACAAGUCAGUGGGUCCCUCUUUCAAUGCUCAGUGAAUAUUGAGCUCCUACAAGUGCCGGCCCAUAAGCAGCUCUCUGUUGUUUUGCAUCAGGUCCCGACGACUGUACAUCCUUUCUACUCAACACAGCUAACUUAUCUGCCAAUUUGAGCGCUCUACUGUUAUAAAACUUUGCCUUUCAAAUGCAUGACGACCGCAUUUGUUGUUGAAGUCGUGCCAUUGCAAACGUUCUGUAAACUAGUGUACAAAUCCACUGUGAUGACAUGUAGCCCACUGUGGUUUAACAGCAUUUCUGUUUUUUUUUAAUGACAUUUUUACAUUUUCUACACUUUUUAUACUUUGGCUGCGCUUGACACAAAUCAGCUUGUAUUUUUUUCUGUGGAUGCCUACAUUCCUGUAAAGUCUCCAAAAAGCACAAUUUGGUCUUCCCGCAAGGCUGUGGUGCAAGCGCCAUCUCAUACACUGAAGCACGUCAGCGGAGUGAAUUGAAGCAUUUUUUUCUUUGUAGUUGCCUGUUUUCUUUAUUUGGUCGACUGCGGUCAUGACUGUUGCCAUAAUGCAGUUUUGAAUUGAUCAUUAGCUCCUUUUUCUUAUAACAUUUACUGAAGCUCUGUUUCUUUUUAGGGAUGACUUUUACUGCCAUUUUUUUUUACUUUUACUGCCUAUUUUUUAUAUUGUCUGCAAUUGACAGAACUCCCUUCAUAGUUAGAGUAUCUCACAAACGUGAGUACACAUCUAUUAUAUCUUCUCAAGCGACAGUACAUAAGUCAGUGUCCAGCUUUUAUAGACAACUUGUGAAGCUCCGUGCCCAAUAGCAUUUUUCCCCCGAUAAUGCUGACAUUUUAAUGUUCACAUGGCCACGAUGACACCACAGUUUGUCCAAUACAAUACAAUACAAUACAGUGCAAGCCCACCUCCUUUGCGCUUUCCACAGGCUCUUGUGUUCCUGUCCGCUCUGACUGUCCUGAAGUCGGCUAACUCCAUGUUAGCAUCUGGGACGCUAGCUGUUAGCCACUCAGUGAAGCACAGAUAAGCUGAAGGUCUUCAUGUUCUUGCCGGCGCGUUGAUCUUGCUCGUCAGUGAAUUCACCUUUCCUGUGCUAAUAGAAGGUACCGAGGGCUUGAAUUUCAACUUCCUUGCUCGCCGCUUGACUUUCUGCUUAAAAGGCAGCCACUCGUGGCGGCGGUGUUAAUUCCAUGACAGGAGAUAUUGUUAAUUGAGAGUGAGACAAUAUCGAUAGAUAGAUAGAUGGAUGGAUGGAUGGAUGGACGGACAGAUAGAUAGUUUAUUAAUCUCCAAGAGAAAUUCGCAUUUCCAGCAGUCAAUCACUUAAUCAGAAAAUAAAAGAACCAAGACUUGAGAGAUACGAAAAAUCAGAAAAUAGAAUAGGAAGAAAUAAAUACGGAACAAAUUGCGUCAAAUUUGUAGUGUAAUAAUACAUAAUAAAUAAUAAUACAUAGUGAUAAUAAUGCAUAAUAAAGUAAGAAGUCCACUCUGAUAUCAGAAUCAGAAACUGAGAGUUGGACAAUAUCGGCUUAUCGGGGGGGGAAAAGCCAAUAUCGGACAUCCCUAAUUUGUAUCAUGAAAAAAUUAAUGUAGAAAAUCAUACAUUUCAUCCUCUGGUCAGUGCCCUCAUUUAAACCACUCAAGCCUUUAUGACCCUGCCUUUUAAAAGCAUCGGAAUCGAAAAUCGUUAGGAACCAAAUUCAGGAAUCGGAACCGGAUUUGUUCAAAUACGAGCGAUGUCCAACCCUAGUAUCGUCCACUGAGAAGACAUAAUAGAACGCUGGAAUGUGAGGGGUGCGUUUGUUUUUCUGAGAUAAUGAAUAUAAGGAUACAGUUGUGUCAUUCAUUUGAAAUACACGGCUUACGCAGUAGCUUGUGACUGAACACACUCUUGUGAUGUUCUGACUCAACCUGAGUGAUUUUAUGCUAUGUUUUGUAAUAUGCCAACAGAUGUCACUUCAUUUUAUUUUUAAAGGCUCUGACUUCCUCACUUGCUUCCUUUCGUGGUUAAGAUACCUUUGGUGCUGCGGCUGAAAGAAGAUUUAUCCAAUUUAUUUGUGAUUAGGAUUGGAAAAUGGGCUGCACGGCGGCCGAGUGGUUAGCAUGUUGGCCUCACAGUCAGGAAAUGCGGGUGUCUUCCUCCCACGUCCCAAAAUCAUGCAUGUUAAGUUACAUGGAAACUCUAAAUUGUCCGUAGGAUUGUUUGGAAAUAUGUGACCUUGUGACCAUGUGACCAGUGCAGGGUGUGGAUUGCAAAAGCUGGGGCAUUUCAAAGUUGGAAACUCUUCAUGGGAAUUUAUGUGAAUAAAGUUAAGUUGCACAAUUGCAGGUUACACAGGUUAGGGAAUAUUCUUCCAGACCGCAAGCACUCAAGUAAAGUACUACUCCCAAAAAAACACUUCAUUAAGAAAAUGCUGAUCAUUUAUUUCCAUGGAAAUGAUAAUUAUCUCUUUGCAAACUGAUUUGUUAUCGUGUGCCAUUUGAAGUGUGAUUUUGUCUUUUUCUCACUAGAAACUAAUUUUUUUAAAUUAAUGUUAUUAUAUUUUUUGCAAUGAACCUUUCGUUUUUGUAAGUAUGCGUUUUAUUUAUUUUUACAAAAUGUUUAAACAUAAAUAUUGGAUUUAGAUGUCCUACUUUGUUCCUUAUGACGUCUGCUGCCUGUAAUUAUUUCACUAAUUCAUGGGAAUAAAUGAACAUGAUGUAAUUUAGUGUAACUUGUAAUUUUAAUUGAUGUGUUUUUACUGAGUUCAUCAGUGUUUAAAUAUGUGCUUAUUCAACAAUCAAAGGAUGCAUUCAUUGUUGCAUUGUUAGCAUUGUUAGCAAUGUUAGUGAAGAGGAAAACAGAAAUGAAACCAAUGUGCAGACUACCUCAGGUGUCACAUGCUUUGACCUCGACUCUGCCCGCACAUCCCAGUGUUGCCGAUACAGUUGACACCGUGUGUGAUACCAAACACUGCUCGGCUGAGAUGGGAACUGACUGGUUUCUUCAUUUUUUAACACCGUCUGCCCAUCAAACUGUGUUCAGUACAUUGCGUGUUCUGACUCAUGCUGACGCAUCAAGCAUCAUAUGACACGUCACACUUCUCGAGUCACUCUUAGUGACGCUUGAAUUGGGCCGCCUGUGCGCAUGUGAGCAUCCUCGGCUGUGAAUAUUCCAUUUUCACUGUGCUGGAAUUUCCAUGAGAAGUGUUUGUGUUUGUGCCAAGACCUCUCGCCUCCUUCCACACUAAUCUUCGCUCAAUUUGAGACUAAAUUACGGAAACUAGACCACAAGUCUUCACAUUUCGCCCUUAUUUUCUAAUGGAUAUUUGGAAGUCGAUAAAGUCAGGCCCCGCACAUGUCUGCUUAUUGGCCUGCAGCGUGUUCUACAAAUAAAGUUAAACACAUCUGACAGAAAGGCUCAGACUCAAAUGAAAAAAAUAAAAGGUUGCGAGACAAAAGUUGAAAUGUUGAAUGCAUCCACCUAAUAGCGAUACUGUACUAAUAUUUGCGGAGAUGUGUGCUGUUUUAAAUAUACUGCUCAAAGGGAACACUAAAAUAUCACAUCCAAGAUCUAAAUUAGUGAAAUAUUCUUAUUGAAUAUUUUGGUCUUUACAUAGUUUAAUGUGCUGACAACAAAUUCACACAAAAAUUAGCAACUGAAAUCACAUUUAUUCACCCGUGCAGGUCUGGAUUUGGAGUCGCACUCAAAAUUAAAGUGGAAAAAGACACCACCUGUUGUCUAUUCCAUUGUGUUGCUUCCAAAGUGGACAGUUUGAAUAACGCAGCAGUUUUGACUGAGUGUGAAUUGAGUGUUCCCUUUAUUUUGGGGGGGGAGUGUAUAUUUAAAACACACACACACACACACACACACACGCUUCAAUGGAAAGUUGGACACCCCUGAAUAAGGCAUAAAUGGUCAAAUGUGACUUUCUUGUGUUGUUUUACUUAUACCUGACUUAUAUAGCGAUACACAUCCAGUUAUAUGACCCCAAACAUGCCCAACAAUGUGUCUCAAGUGUAAAGUGCAUAAAUAUUACAAAAUGAAAGUAAUAAUAUUGAAAAGAAUACCAUGAGAAAUGCUCAUUUUAUUUGACUUUGUUUAUUUUACAGAUGUUUAUUGAGGAUUUUAAUUGACAUAUUAUUCUGUGCUGUUCUGAUGUUAUUUGAUGUUAUUCUGCACUGCUGUAAUUGAAUGCUACUAAAUGCUUACAAAGCAGGGAAGCUCACAAAGACGAAAACACGCUGUUAAAUUGUGGAACUUCUUCAGCAGGCGAAGGUUUGAUUGGUUGAUUGGAUUUUCUGCGUUAGCGUCUACAUCUCGAUCAUCAUUCAGUUGCCUCAUCGUGGCUUGCUUUGCUUGAACGUACUUGCACAUGUGAACGGUGCCCAGUGUGGCAGUGAUGGCGUACAAUGAGCGUGUCCACUGGAUCACGUGCACGAAUUCGUGUGCCACGUGAGACUCGUACGCUCAUCACGCCUUGAUGAGAGACAAACAGUAACAGACAGAUACUGCCAGGAAGCUAAAAUUGUGUAUACAGUAUAUACUUUUUUUAAAAAUGUCAGUCAAAUGCACGUGAGAAUAAUGAAUGCUCUGUACAUAUGAUCUGUAUAAAUCCCGGCUGUUUCUUACGAAAAAACAUACAAAAUAAAUUCUUUGCUCAGUCUGUGUUUUGUUUUGUUUUGUUUUUUGUUUGUUUUUUUUAUCACUUUUCUGUUGCGUUUUUAUUUCUUUAAUCUCGAUUUCUGUGUGAUUUAUUUUCUGUGUUUUUGUCAUCCAACUGUUAUUUUUCAAUGCCCAUGGUUUGAUGCAAUGUUAGUGUAAUUUGUAAGGCAUUAAUAAAGUUGAUUGAAAAAAAAGACGCUUUACGUUACAUGGAGUUUCUUACGUAAUACGAUGCAAAGACUUUACAUAAAUUC